AUGAAUGGACCCGGGCAGUUUAUCGUUCUCUCGGAUAUGCUCGAGCAAACCCCCGUUACAGUCACCAAGGAGGCUUCGCACAAGGCAACUCCGGGUGCAGCUGAAGUGCCGGCGUCUGCGUCUGCUGCUGCUGGUGCGGAUGCCAGUGUGGGUGAGGUCGCUGCUGCUGCUUCGCAUGGUCACAAUAAAGGGCGAGGGAAUGGGAGCAAGGGAGGAGGUGGGGGGAGGAAGAAAGGGGGCAGAUCCAACGGUCACAUCAGAGCGGAGGGAGUUUCAAAGACAGCAAGACAAGCGGGGGAGGAAGUUGUGGAGGUAGUACCGAGACAGCAGGACGAGCAGCCUUGCACACUCAGGACCGACGGCUUUCCGGUGGACAAGACCGGUUCGCCGCAGCUCGUUGGGAAGCCUAAGGAGUUGUCAACGGGUCCUCCUCUUCCCGCCAUCUGCUUCAAGCGGUGUGAAGGCAUGUGGACGCGGCUGGGGCGGCAGCAGUGGGCAGCUGGGCGAAUCGAAUCCGCCAUCAGGCUCUUUUCCUCCUCCUCGCCUUCUCCGUCUCCUUCGGCACAGCAGGAGGUGGGGGGGCUAGCAAAGCAGGCAGGUUGUUCUAUGGGGGAAAAUUUGUGCCUCGGAGUGCUGGUAGCAGCACCCACAGCAGGGGUGGUGGUUGAAGGAAGGUUACCACAGGUUGGGGGAGAAGGAAGGCUGUCACAGGCAGGAGUGGGGAUGCAUGACAGAACAGGCACCGGUGCUGCUGCUGCUGCUGCUGCUGCUGCUGCAGAUAGUGGCAGUAGUGGUGGCAGUGGGAAUGAGAGUAGAGUUGCGGAGUGCCUGGCGCUGUCUCGAGUGGAGAGGGUGGAGCGGUGGUGGAGGGAGAAGCAGGGCGCUGGGGGCGCGGAAGCAAAGGCGCUUCAGGGCGCCGUGUGCCUUGCAGCAAAGGCUGAGGCUCUGUCAACUGUGAGGCAAGCGGAGGCAGCGCGCGCGCACUUCUCCCAGCACCAUCUCAUCCACAUCAUCCACCGCAACAGAGCCUAUCUUGCUCUGUCAACAGCGAGGCAAGCCGAGGUAGCAAGGGCGCACUUCUCCCAGCACCACCUAAUCCGCAUCAUCCACCGCAACAGAGCCUCCUUUCACCCCUCACUUCUCGCCGCCCGCCACUCUGUCUCCCACAACCUGUGCUCGGCCACUCACAGCAGCAGCAGCAGCAGCAGCAGCAGCAGCAUCGUCGGUCCUGCUACUGGGACCAACAUGGGCUGUGCCACUGACAGCAGCAGCAGCAUCAUGGGUUCUGCUAAUGGCGCCAUUAGCACCCACGCCACCUCGAGCACCAGCCCGCAUGCUCUCCUUCUGGACGGUCUCUUUCUGAACCCCUGCUCCCAGUGCGGCCCACCCAUUCCCUUCUCCUCCCUCUCCUGGGACCGCCUUGGCCGCUCCCCUGCAGGGCCCUGGGUCGCCGGCCUCCUCGCCCUCAUGGACUUGGUUCCGCUCCUUGCUGCUGCCAGUGCUGGUCGUGGGGUGGGGGUAGGGGCAGGUGCUGCUGCUGGUGUUGGUGCUGGUGCUAUGCCCAAAUGGUGUGAAUCAGAGAAGCUGCUUCAGUCGUGCUGGGGUGCUGCCGCUGCCACUGCUACCUCCUCUUCUCCCGCUCUUCCCUCUCCUCCGCCCUCUGCUCCCUCCUCUUCCCCUCUCUCGUCUUCUCUCCUUUCCUCUCAACCCCCUUCCGUAUUCCCCCAAACCUUCCUAUCCCCCCUCACGGAAGCCUCGUCCGUGCUAAGCAGGGCGCGGAUUCGGAUUGCCUCUGCUGUUGAUGCUUCCCUGCGGACAGCCCUGCAGCAGGAGCUGCUGGAGGAAGAGAGGGGGAGUAAGGGCAGGGUGGGAGGAGAGGGGAAGGGACAGGGGGAUGGUGGUAGCAGCAGCUGCAGCGGUGGGCAGAGCAAGGGGCGGAAGCGGAAGAAGAGGAAAGGGAAGGGGAAGGAUGGCAGCGCAGCAGAUGCUUCUGUCAUCAUACUCUCUUCUGUCAGGGUUACGGAAGUGGAGAGUAUGGAGCGCUCGGGUGGCAGAGAAGAGAGUGAAGUGGAGGGUGCAGUGGUGGGUGGGGAAGAGGGACGAAUGGCACUGGCGGGCAAUGGCAAUUUGCCUCCAGUGGUGCAGCAGCAGGGUAGUGAGCCUGUGAGUGCGCCUCGUGCCUCUGAUGGUCUGCGGGGAUCACUGCACGGUGGUGGAGAUGAUGGUGAUGCUGGUGAUGCCAGUGAGUGGCGUCUGGUGUGUAAGAAAGGAGCAGCAAGAGGCGGUGGAGGCAGCGGCAAUGGCGGCAGCGGCGGUAGCGGCAGCGGCAGUGGCGGUAGCGGCGGUGGGGAUUGCAGCCAAAGGCAACAACAAAGGCAGGGGAAAGGGGUUGGAGUUGGAGGAAGCAGGGGUGGAAAGAAGGAGGUGACUCAUGCGUGUUCUUCACCUCCUGCUGCCCCGCACCUUUCAACUUCUCUUUCCGCCACUGUGCCUUCCCUGCAUGCAUCAGCAGCAACUACAGCAGCAUCAGCAGCAACAACAGCAGCAUCAGCAGCAACAACAGCAGCAUCAGCAGCAGCAACAGCAGCAGCAGCUUUUACAGCAGCAGAGUCCCUGCCCAAGCCACCAGCUUCGCAUGUCAGCAGCACUGCCAGCAGCAGCCUGGUCCGUCCCUCUCAGAGCUCUUCCUCUCCUACCAAUCUCGAUCUCUCGCUCUCAGCAUUCCCCCCUCUCCCCCUGCUCCAGCUUCCCAAGGCCAGCCAAGCAACGGCCACAGACCCCUCCCAGGCCCUCCCGUUCCUCUCGCCUCUCAUGCGCCGCUCCCGGAGAGAAACAGAGCAAAACAUUCCCGCCCUCUCCUCCUCUCCACCUCACACAUCUUCCCCCUCCAGCCCCACGUCUACCUCCCCUGUAUCCCCCUCCCCUGCAUCUCCCUCCCCUCAGUCACUCGACACAGGCUCUAUCGCCCCUACCAGCAUGGGGAUAGAACCUCCUUGCAUGCACUCACAGUUAGUGCCUUCACCAGGUGCCCCUCCUGCCCGGACAAACGGGCCUGCAAUUGCCCCCAGCAGCGAUUCACAUGCUGGCAGGCAGGCACAGUUCGUGCCUUCACCAGAUGCCCCUCCGUUCUUCCCAGAAGGAGAGUCUCUAGAGCCUGUCCCAGUGCAACCACAACCCCAUCCGCCACAGCAGCAGCAGCAGCAGCAGCAGCAGCAGACCCUUCAGGAGCCUCCCUCUCAGCGCACCAUCAAAGCAGGCUUGCUAAGCCCUUGCCCCCCGCACUUGCACCCCCUUGACCUACACUCCCCUCACUUCCACCCCUCCAACUUCCAUCACCUCCCUCCUGACCUGCAUCCCCUGCACCCCGUGCUCCCCUCCUCUAUCUCCACCUGGGCUGCAGAGCCCGCCUGGUCACGCCCCUAUUACUACGACUGUCUCUCAAACACUGCCUUUGAGGCAGGCCCAGCUCCUAUACCACCACACGGCCCACACCCACCAUACUCCUCCUAUGAAUGCGGCUCAGACACUGUCUCGGUCGAUGACCCGUUCCACGCGUUUCACGCGCGCUACCCUGGUGUGUUGGGCCCGCCUAGGGACCUCCUCCACGUGCCAGAGCCCCCUCUCUCCUACCCCGCUCCCUCUCACACCGCACUCUCCCACCAUGUCUCUGGCUGGCACUCAGGCCAUCUUGCCCACAACCCUCACCCCCCCCAUCAUCCCCAUCUGCCUUAUUUUCCCAACCUUCCCCACCUGCCUCACCUACCCCAGAAUGCCAGUUGCGCUUCGUCAAGCCCUACCCAGGACCAGCUACACGGGCACCAUCCCUCCCAGCCCUCUGCUGGUGCCUCCCCCGCCGUCGCCUGCCCUCCCCCUCACAGCCUGCCUGAGCCAGUGGUUGUGGCGCCGCCUGUCGUCCCUGAGGCCGUUCCCAGGGAUGGGGAGGAGCGGGAGGAUGGGAGCUUGUUGGAAAGGGAGGAGGAUGCGGAUUUUGCAGUGGGGAUUGUUGAGGGAGGUGGGGUGGGGCUGGCAUCGGGUGGACAAGCAGGGCAAGCGGGGAUGGGAACGGAGACAAGAGAGGCGAAUGGCACAGGUAGGGGAGGAAUGGAGGGAGAGGGAGCAGCUGGUGUUGGCGAAAGGGAGGGGGAAGGAGCUGGUGGUGGUGGUGCUGCUGCUGCUGCUGCUGCUGCUGCUGCUGCUGCUGCUGCUGCUGCUGCUGCUGCUGCUGCUGCUGCUUCUGUAGGCCACCGUCAUCCUCCCCUGCGCAUCACUGUGCCCUUCAGGCGGGGAGAAGCGGAUGAAGCCAGGCGACCUAAUACCACUGGCAGAGACAGGACCGCCUCUGCUACAGCUGCCACAGCUGCUACUGCUGCUACUGCCGGCACGGUUGCUGCUGGUACCGUGAUAAAUGCUGAUGUUUUGACCAGUGCUGGUGAGCACGGUCGGCAGGGUGACGGGGAGUUUGAAUUCCAGGGCCAAGCUCCUCCUGCUAAUAGUGCUCCUGCUAAUAAUGAGGAUAACUCCAGUGAAACGGCAGUGCAAAGCCCAAGUACGCCCUUAUCCACACCCUCCAGGCGAUGCUCUUGUUGGGCUAGUAGCAAUAGAGCACGCCAGGAUGGGACGGACUGUGACGAUGGGGAUGGGGAUGGGGAUGGGGAUGCAGAGGGGGGAGCAGGUGAGGGGACCGAGGAAGGGGAGUCAGAGGACUGGUCUUUGGAGAAUUUCACAGAUGAUUCGUUAUUAGCAGGGGAGAAUUACCAGAUUCUGGAGGAGGAUUUUGCCGAGUUUGUAGGCGGUGCGGGCGACAGGGGGUAUUUCUCAGAGGAUGAGAGCAUUCCGCUGGUAGCCCAGCGAAGAGGGGUGUUUUACCCUCGAAAUUACCGCUCGGGGAAGGGCAUGUACGGAAAAGAAGGCAUGCAUGGAGCCAUGGGGCCUGCGGGAAUGGGGUGGGGUGGGGGGGUUGGAAUAGGGGCGAUACAAGGCCCGUCGGGACACAGAAUUCCAGGGAUGGGGGCGGGUAUGCUUGGGGGAGGUGCACCUGAGGGAGGUAUCCUUGGGGGUAGAGGCCCUGGUGGCAGCAGCAGAGGGACUGAAGGUACACGUGAAGAGACGCGAUUCUCUUAUGAUGAUAACGAUGUGGACUAUAGGAAUGUGUUUGGCGGAGGGGUGUUCUACUGGAACAUGGCGGAUUACCGUGGGGCCAGUGCAAGCGGGGGCGCCUCCCGCACGGGCUCGUCUCUCGGGUCGGAGGACAGCUCGUGGUUGAGACGAGAGGCGGAUGUGCGGUUGAUAGUGGAUGAUAUUGUGCUUGGGUUCCCCAUCUCAGGGUCGAUCUCAGGGUCGAUUUCUGGGUCGAUUUCAGGGUCGUAUCCGCCGGGUAUGGGUCUGUCGACUGCUGCGUCGACUGAUCGCUCGAGUAUUCCUUCGCCUAGCUCCACUGCCUCUGGCCCGUUCGACAUGCGCCACGCUUCUCUCUCCGCUGCUGCUCCUAGUGCUGGUGCCUCGAUUUCCGCUGCUGCUGCUGUCGGGGUUUCCGCUGCGGGUGCUGUGGUUUCUGGUGUGGUUUCACCACGUUUUGAGCUGGGCGGCGGUGUGGGGGGAGCAGCGAGAGGGGCGGGAGGAGGGAGCCGGCUAGUCUCGUCAGGAAGUGGAGGACUGGUGCUGUAUGGAGCUGGCACUACUGCUGCUGUUGCUGGCACAAGCAAUGCUGGCAGCGGCAGUGGCAGUGGCAGUGGCAGCGGCAGCGGCAGUGGCAGUGGCAGUGGCAGUGCUGGUGGUGCCAGCAGUGGCAGUGGCAGUGCUGGUGGUGCCAGCAGCGGCAAUGCGGGUGUGUUGAGUGGGCGUGGAGGGACACAACAGCAAGGGAGGCCACGGGGGAUGGGGUUGGCUCGGUCUGAGAGUGAUCCGGUGCGUGUUCAGGGGCAGAGGGGCAACGGAGCUGGUGCUGCAGUUGUCGUUCGGGUCACUGAUUCCCCUGCGCCACUGGCGGCAGCAGCAGCAGCACCACCAGUGGCAGCGCCAGCGCCCUCGGCAGCAGCAGCAGCACCAGUGACAGCCACCGCAGCACCAGCGACAGCAGCAGGACCUGCAGUGGCAGCAGCAGUUGCAGCAGCAACACCAGCAGCUACGACUCCAGCAGCAGCAGCAGCCCAAGGCUCUGAAUGUCCUGAGAUCCCUGAUGGGAGGGGUGAGAGUCCAGACAUUGAUCGUGGUGAGAGGGAGGGUGGUGAGCGCGCAAGGGACACUGGCAGUGCUGGCAGUGAGUGCGUCACUGCACAAGGGGAAGCGCAGAAGAGCAGCAGUGCGCAUCCUACCGGUGAAGCCGCUUCUGACACUGUCAGAAGCACCACCGACAACACCAAGCCUUUCGCCGCACCUACUCCCAUGCCUAUUCCCGAGCCCACGGCCGGUGCUGAUCCGGCUGCUUCGCUUAUGGAAGGGCAGGCAGCUGGUAGUGAUACAGGGCAAGGGGGGGCAGGGGUUGCAGCGAUUUCAGCUGCAGCUGAGGCCGGGGAAGAUGCAGGGCGUGGGAAUGAGGAGCAGGUGGAGCAGAGUCCUGGUGUGCCUGGUGGGGCAGGGGCGAGACCUGGGAGCUCUGGAGGGGAGGCAGGUGAGGUGGAGAGAGGAGGGUUGACAAACAGCAGCAGCACGUGCGGACGAGGGGAUGGGUAUGUGGAGGAGCCGACGGUUAGUCCAGGGUACUUCCGGGUGCGAUCCGGGAGCUCUAGUCCUAGGCACUGGGGUUUGCUACCUGGUAGUGCUCCGGGUGGCGUUGGCUUUGCUGCUGCUGCUGCUGCCGUGGCGGCAGCGAGAGAGGCGGUGAUGCUGAGAGAGAAUGCUGCUGCUGCUGCUGCUUCUGCUACUGCAGCUGCUGGUGCUGCUUCUGCUGCUGCUGCCGCGGCUGCGGCGGCGGUUGCGGCAGGGAUGGGGGGGGCGGUUGGGCUGCCUGUGGGUGGGCUUGGCGUGGGGCAGGGUGGGGGUGGCAGGGCCUUGUGGGGGUUACCCUCUCCUGCUGCCGCUGCUGCUGCUGCUGCCGCUGCUGCUGCAGCGGCUGCAGCGAUGGGUGGUGGUCAGGGGGUGAGUGAAGGGGGAGGAGGAGGAGGAGGUGGUGGUGGUGUUGCAGAGGGGCUGAUGGGAGGGGUGAGGGCGAUGGGGAUGGGAGGGAGGGCGGUUCCGGAAGGAGUGAGAGCACUGGUGCCGCCACUCGCUCUCGAUCCAGUCAAGCUGCCCACAAUCAUCCCGGUGGAUCGCUGCUGUCGGGGCGACCCCUCCUCCCAGCAAGCCCUAGCAGCGCUACACAGCGCACUGCACGAGGAGAUAGAGGCGUUCUGCCUGCAGGUGAUGGGGGAGAUGGUACCCUUACUCCCCCUUCCCCUCUUCCCCACUUCCCCUUCCCCCCCCCAGCUGCCCACAAUCAUCCCGGUGGAUCGCUGCUGUCGCGGCGACCCCUCCUCCCAGCCGGCGCUAGCAGCGCUACACAGCGCACUGCAUGAGGAGAUAGAGGCGUUCUGCCUGCAGGUGAUGGGGGAGAUGCGCGCCCGCAAGCCCUACCAGCUCGCCGCCAUCACCAAAGUUUCGCGCACUCUGCAGGUGCUGUGGCCGCGCUCUCGAGUGUCCAUCUUCGGCUCCAAUGCCACGGGCCUCGCCCUGCCCUCAAGUGACGUUGACAUCCUUGUUCACCUGCCGCCCGUCCGCAACCUGGAGCCCAUAAAGGAGGCGGGUAUACUGGAGGGGCGCAACGGCAUCAAGGAGACGUGUCUGCAGCACGCCGCGCGCCACCUGGCGGACCAGGAUUGGGUGAAGAGCGAUUCGAUCAAGACCAUUGAGAACGCCAUGGUGCCAAUCAUCAUGCUCGUUGCCCGCCUCCCUGCUCACACGUCCCGCCUCUCUGCUGACGUGGCGCCUGCUGUCCUUGCUGACGUGGCUCCUGCUGCCGCUGCUGCUGAUGUGGCUCCGGAUGUCCUCGUCGAUGCCGGCCCUGCUGACUUGGCCGCUGCGGAUGUAGCACUUGCCGAUGUGGCCCUUGAUGUCGUGGCCAUUGCUGACGUGGCUUCUGCUGACGUGGCUCUUGCACACUCGGGAGGCGAGGAGCUGGAUUCUUGUGGCGAUGGGGGUGGGAAGGAGGAGGGGGGGGUGGAGAAGAAGGUGGGGAGAGGAGGGGCAGCAGGGGGGAAUGUCCAGGUGCCUUUCAAGGCGUCUCAGAAGGCGAUAGCAGCAGGGGAGGUGCAGCAGGUGCAGCAGGUGCAGGCGCCGUUAGAGACGGCUCGAAAUACAGCAGGAGCAGUGGGGGGGGAGGUGCAGGUGCAGGUGGUGAGGGGCGGGGCGAGGGGCCCGUGGGGCAACGUGGAUGACAGGCGCAACGUGCGUCUGGACAUCAGCUUCGAAGGCGGCUCACACUCGGGCCUGCGCACUGCUGAACUGGUGCGAGAGCUGACAGCGCAGUUCCCAGCCAUCCCACCGCUCGCCCUGGUGCUCAAGCAGUUCCUCACGGAUCGCAGCCUGGACCAUCCCUACACUGGCGGCCUCUCCUCCUACUGCCUUCUGCUGCUGAUAACGCGCUUCCUGCAAAUCCAGCCGCACAUCGGCCGCCCGCCCCAGUGGCAGAACCUGGGCAGCCUGCUGCUCGACUUCCUGCACUUCUAUGGCUGUGUGUUUGACCCGCGGCGCAUGGCGGCCAGCAUCAGGCUGGGAGGGGCUUUUCUCGAGCGCGACCGCUCUCAGAGCAUCGACCCAUUACACAUAGAGGACCCAUUGGAUCCAACCAACAAUGUCGGCCGCAACUGCUUCCGAAUCCUGCAAUGCACCAAGGUGUGUGGGGCGGUGCACCAAGGUGUGUGGGGCGGUGCACCAAGGUGUGUGGGGCGGUGCACCAAGGUGUGUGCGGCGGUGCACCAAGGUGUGCGGGGCGGUGCACCAAGGUGUGCGGGGCGGUGCACCAAGGUGUGUGGGGCGGUGCACCAAGGUGUGUGGGGCGGUGCACCAAGGUGUGUGGGGCGGUGCACCAAGGUGUGUGGGGCGGUGCACCAAGGUGUGUGGGGCGGUGCACCAAGGUGUGUGGGGCGGUGCACCAAGGUGUGUGGGGCGGUGCACCAAGGUGUGUGGGGCGGUGCACCAAGGUGUGUGGGGCGGUGCACCAAGGUGUGUGGGGCGGUGCACCAAGGUGUGUGGGGCGGUGCACCAAGGUGUGUGGGGCGGUGCACCAAGGUGUGUGGGGCGGUGCACCAAGGUGUGUGGGGCGGUGCACCAAGGUGUGUGGGGCGGUGCACCAAGGUGUGUGGGGCGGUGCACCAAGGUGUGUGGGGCGGUGCACCAAGGUGUGUGGGGCGGUGCACCAAGGCCUUUGCUGAUGAGUACGACACGCUAGAGAGGCAGCUGCCAGACAGACAUGACCUCUGCCACACAACUCACCUCUGCCACCUCCCUCCACCUCCCUCCAACCCCCCCCACCCCCCUCCACCUCCCCCCACCUCUCCCCACCCCCAUCAGGCCUUCGCCGAUGCAUACGACAUGCUCGAGAGGCAGCUGCCAGACAUGACCUCUGCCAUCGCGCAUGGCAGCCCGCCAUGUGGCACACAGCUCUUGGCCAAGAUCCUGCCGAGCAUAGCCCCUCCUGUGACCAAAUAA
This is a messenger RNA of Closterium sp. Naga37s-1, 9621 nucleotides long. The record is from the annotation of a GenBank genome assembly. Lineage: Eukaryota; Viridiplantae; Streptophyta; Zygnematophyceae; Desmidiales; Closteriaceae.